This is a messenger RNA of Sebastes umbrosus (honeycomb rockfish), 653 nucleotides long. RefSeq names its product NDUFA4 mitochondrial complex associated b (gene coxfa4b). The record is from RefSeq and is a predicted model, not a curated record. NCBI's taxonomy places the organism in Eukaryota, Metazoa, Chordata, Actinopteri, Perciformes, Sebastidae. The coding region runs from base 139 to 387 and encodes 82 amino acids. The transcript has 4 exons.
UUGCAUUGUGGGACAGCAGAGGAGGCGUUGUGCAGCUCAGUGUGACUCAGACCUGCAGGAAGCUCCUCCGCAGUAACGCGCAUUCUUUACCCGCAGCAGGUUCUCUCUCUAGCGGACUCUUUCAGCAGAUUCUCCGGCAUGUUGGGGACCAUCGCCAAACAGCUCAAGAGCCACCCAGCUCUCAUCCCCCUCUUCAUCUUCAUCGGUGGCGGGGCGGCAAUGAGCGUGACGUACUUGGGUCGGCUGGCUCUGAAAAACCCUGAUGUCUCAUGGGAUCGUAACGGUAACCCCGAGCCCUGGAACAACUUCAAGCCCGAUCAACAGUACAAACUCUUCACAGUUAACAUGGACUAUUCCAAAUUGAAGAAGGACAGGCCUGAUUUCUAAGUCAGCGUGUCCUCGCACCUCCUCCGUCUCUGACAUUGUCGUCGGUGUUAGGAGCCUCUGCACUUUUCUGCCAAAUCCAAAACAAACCCACGACACUGAGUGAAGGUUGAAUCGUGCUGCACUCAUUCAGUCAGUUCAUUUCCAUUGUGAAGGGGUCAAGGGAUCAUUCACUUAUAAAGUGACUAUAUGAAUAAAACAGGCAACCACCUGUUUUACUAAUUGAUGAAUUUAUUUUUGUGUUAAUUAUUAAAACCAUUUCAAUCUCA